Messenger RNA from Protopolystoma xenopodis, 933 nucleotides. Lineage: Eukaryota; Metazoa; Platyhelminthes; Monogenea; Polystomatidea; Polystomatidae. The record is from the annotation of a GenBank genome assembly.
AUGCUAAAACGCCUUCAAAAGACCAUCGAGUGGAUGCCACCUGAACCCUACGACCGCCUUUUGCUAAUGCUUCUUGCUCCUGCUAGGCCGAUCCAGACUGAUUCUCCCAUAGAUCUCCACCACAAUAUCUCGCAAUCUACAACUGGCCGUAUUUCUGCGCCUUCAUUUUCUGACAGAAUAAGCUACUCAGAAGCCUCUUCUUUCCUACCUGGCAGCCCUAGUUUUCCAUAUGAUCGCUUAACUGCCACUUUAGGCCCUUUUGAUUCAUUAUCCGGGGCCAAGGCUAGCUGGAACGUAGCGGGGUUGAUCGCGUGUCCUGCCGAUUCGUUGACCGGCUGCAGCCAGGCUGCUCAGAACAAUGCGACUGCCACAGCCUCCAUUUACGCCUCAAAUGCCAUUGGCACUGCUUCAACUUCCUCAGCUACUGGAAGGUUUAGCCUUUGUCAACAGGCCGCAGGCAAUGGAUCAACUUUUGUCUCCGGCCCUUCAGGAAGGCUGGCAACUAAGAGCGCCUCUUGCUCAGGACAUGCUCUUGCGUCGUCUGUAAGCUACGGUCUUGGAGGUUCGGCCUAUGGAUUGCAGCGAGGUAGUGGCGGUGCUAGUGGUGGCGGAUGCAGUGGAAAUGUUGGAUACAGCCGACUGAUUCCAGGCUAUGCCAACUGCUCGAGCCGACGAAAGCUGGCAUCAGGCGCCUCACUAAGUAGUGCACAUGUCAAAAAGCGAUCUGCUCUUGUCGCAGCAGAGGCCUCGCUCGCUUCCACAUCUUCACCACUUGGAAUAGAUUCUAGGGCCUUGCUCACCGGAUCUUCUUAUGCCACAGAUAAGAGCGAUCUUCUGACCAGCCGUCUUGUGGUUUGGCUCAAGAAGCAGAUCUUCGUCCUUGGCCGCAACGAGGAUCAACAUUCUACAGCAUCGCACAUCUUUAUUCGAUAG